Papaver somniferum (opium poppy) is the source of this 360-nucleotide messenger RNA. RefSeq lists its product as uncharacterized. Bases 1 to 360 code for a protein of 119 amino acids. The record is from RefSeq and is a predicted model, not a curated record. Lineage: Eukaryota; Viridiplantae; Streptophyta; Magnoliopsida; Ranunculales; Papaveraceae. The transcript has 2 exons.
AUGAAGACACAUUUAGGCACAUGCCCUCAGAAUCCCAACAAGAAGCAGAAGGGUCAGAAGAAUUUGAUGUUUCCACCUCCAAGACCAGGACAGUCAUCACAACUGGUUGCUGUAAGUUAUGACAAGGAUAUGUGUAGAAGAAGAUUGGCUGAGUUUGUCAUCAUAGAUGAACUUCCAUUUAAAAUUGUAGAAGGAGAAGGGUUUAGAAGAUACAGUGAACAGUUGGAGCCUAGAUUCAAGGUGCCAAGCAGGAUGACAAUUUACAGAGAUCUUUUAAUCAUCUACAAAGAUGAGAAAGAGAAGUUGAAGAAAUACUUCAAGGAAAGGUCAUACUGGAGUGGAUAUUGGGAAAAUGCUUGA